This is a messenger RNA of Cuscuta epithymum, 3493 nucleotides long. The record is from the annotation of a GenBank genome assembly. Lineage: Eukaryota; Viridiplantae; Streptophyta; Magnoliopsida; Solanales; Convolvulaceae.
CGACUUUUGGGCUAAACAAUAAUCAGUAUUUUUAGACUUUUAGACCGUAUGCGUUAGAAUUUGAUUUCCUUUUUGAAGAAGAUGACAAAACCAGCUGCCAUGGAUUUAUUGCUGUAGCUGACACUGAUUUUCUAGCUCUCAGUAGUGCAGUGCACGGAGUACUUGAUUUCUCAUUCUAUCUCAAGUCCUUUGCUCAAAAGCCUCAGAUUCCAUGCCCCUGUUUCUGAAUUUCAGAAAAAUCAUACCCCUCUAAGGUUAUGUUUCUUCUCAUAAUUGGAUAUGGAUCAUCGACUUAAAAGGUUGCCUGACUCCUAUUUAAACAGACUUGACCCGGAGAAUGAAGUCAUUUUUUCUACAAUUCAACAACCAUUGGAUAUUGCAGACGUCCACAAGGAUGCGCCUUCAAUUACACAAUUUCCUAACCUUGGUACUUAUUCUCCUACUCUGGACACUGAUUCCGUGCAUAAGUACCUUAGCCAGUUUCUAUUGGAGGAGGAGAGCAUUGAUGGGAACAAUCUGAACAUAUUUUUUGAUCCCAUUGCUCUUAGUGCUACUGAGAAUUCAUUCUACGAAGCCUUGUAUGACAACCCUUCAUCACCUGUUCACAGUAAUGCUGGAAGCUCCAGGUAUGGGGUUGAGCGUAUUGAUCUCCAUAACUCUGACAUUCUGUCUAUUGUUGAUCCCAGGGAAUCUGAAUCAUCUGUAGCCUGUAGGCAUCCUGAUACCCCCGUUAAGUCAUCAAGUCAGGCUAACUCGGAUGGGUUAAACAGUUCUUUAUAUACCUUUGAUAGUGAAUUGUUUUCUCAAAUGGACGCUUUCCUAAGUGCUAAUUCGGUUAGUAAAGUAUUUUUUAAUGAUGAUGCUGAGGCCAUCUUGCAAUUCAAGAGAGGUGUAGAUGAUGCUAAUCGAUUCCUUCAUGCCAAUAAACACUUGGUUAUCAAUUUGAAUAACUACUUGGUUACUCCAGAUCUGUAUAAUGGAAAGAAGCAUUACCAUUCAGACAAAAGUGGGUCAGAAGAAGAAAGCAGAAGCAAGCACUGUGCAGUGUAUGAGGACAUUGAGUUAUCAGAGGUGUUUGACAAGGUUUUGCUAUGUUCUGAUGAUAAUGAUUGUCUACCUAGAGUCGGCACACAACAGAACACGCGAAGUGGUCACAAGAGACAUUUAAAGAAAGGGAGAGAUAGUGGUGAAUUUGUGGAUCUGGAGUCUCUUUUAGUCAGCUGCGCACGAUCUGUUGCUGAUGCUGAUUAUAGGGCUGCAAAAGAUAAAUUACAAAAGAUCAGGCAGCACUCUUCGCCUACUGGCGAUGCAAACCAAAGGCUGGCUAAUUAUUUCGCUGAUGGUCUUGAGGCACGAUUGGCUGGAUCUGGGACGCAAUUGUAUGUGGCUUUAACUCCUAAUAACACCAUAAUCGCAGAGAUGCUAAAAUCCUAUAUGUCAUCUUGGCCAUGGAUGAGAUUAUCAAUUUUCUUUGCAAACAGAAUGAUUUACGAAGUAGCUUCAAAUGGUGCAUCACUGCACGUUAUAGAUUUUGGUAUUCUUUAUGGUAUCCAGUGGCCAACACUUAUCCGGGAUCUUUCACAAAGACCUGGUGGCCCUCCAAAACUUCGAAUAACAGGGAUUGAGCUUCCCCAACCUGGAUUUCGUCCAUCACAAAUGGUAGAUGAGACCGGUCGCCGCUUGGCAAAAUAUUGCGAGCAUUUUAAUGUACCAUUUGAGUACAAUGCCAUAACAAAAAUGAAUUGGGAGAGAAUUAAGAUUGAUGAAUUGAAGCUUGUGAGUGGCGAGGUAGUUGCUGUAAACAGUUUAGUUCGGUUCCAUCACUUAUUGGAUGAGACAGCAGUUGGUGCGGAUAGUCCUAGGGAUGCUGUUUUAAAGUUAAUCAGGGAAGUAAAUCCUCAUAUAUAUGCUCAAACUGUGUGCAGUGGACCUCAAAACUCUCCUUUCUUUGUUACUCGGUUUCGAGAGGCUCUCCUCUUCUAUACUGCUAUCUUUGAUUUGCUUGAUGCUACUUUACCGCGCCAUGAUAAUCAGAGAUUGAAUUUGGAAAAAGAAUUCAUGGGAGGCGAAAUAAUGAAUAUUGUAGCAUGUGAGGGAAAGGAAAGGUUACAAAGGACUGAAACAUGCAAGCAGUGGCAAUCUCGCAUCAUGAGGGCUGGGUUCAAGCCCAUGGCUGUAAACCCUAGACUUGCGAAGAAGUUAAGAUACGAGGCAAGGGAAGGAUAUGACAAAGAUUUUCUGUUUCUGGAAGAUGGCAAUUGGAUAAUCCAGGGAUGGAAAGGUCGGAUUAUUGGCGGCAGCUCUUGCUGGGUAGCAUGACAGGCUCACAAGUCACAACCUGUGUUAUUUGUCGUUGUCAAAAGCUUGGGCACUGUUGGAAUAUUUCUUGAUAAACUUAUGGGCAACUGUGGCAUGAAUAUCUCUAUUGGGAUUUCUAGUAGAGGAUUGGCUUGAAUAAAUUUGCAUGCAACCAUUGUAACUUUGUCUAAAGUAGUUGAACUCGUUGUCUAUGCAGCAUGAGAUUUCGUUGAAUUCCAAUAUGAACAGGAUACAAAAGCACAAAUUGGAGUGGACAAUACAGACUCACCUAAGGCAAUUACGGAGUCCUAUUUUGAUUUGUGUUGUGAUAAGCUUUCAACACAUUAAAACACUGCUGAUAUAUUGUAUUUUAGAAACAGAGACAACUAACACUGAACACAGGGACUGAUUGAUAGUAGAUGAUUUUGUUGUUGAAUGUUUUGCUAAUAUCAAGUUCAGACAUUAUAUAUUUGAGAAAACAGCUUGUAGGUCUGGAGUUCUGAUAUACUAUCGUAUAUCCACAUCCUUCAUCAUCGAGAGAACCAUAUAGCCUGACAAUUGAACUGGAAUUGGUACAGCGAACAGGCCCAAUCCCAGUCUACCUAUAUAGUGCAUUUAAUGGGCAGGUUCCUGCUUGGUCCCUGUCUCAAUGGCCUUCUUAUUCUUCUUUUACUUUGUUGACCGCUGCUAACCGUUUUUUGCUAGUAUCUGUUUGAUAGGAGGCUGGGGUGGUAAAAUAUAUCAUACAACCGGCUUUAUCGUGCGCAUGGUACAACCGAACUUUUUUGGGGCUUUUGCGCUUGGCUUCGCACCAAAUUUCUCCAAUCUAGCUUCGCACCAGACUUCUCGAAUCUGGCUUCGCACCGGACUUUGCACCUGGCCUCUUCAAUCUCGUUUGACUUCUUUGAUCUGAUUUCACACCGAGGCACACUGCUCAUCGCCAACGUUCACCACUCUCCUCCACCUUGUGGUUCGUUGCCACUGCUCAUCACUCACCCUUUCUCCGCCAGUGUUGUUACCUCUCCUCUCUCUUUCUUUCUAGCGUAGUUGUUGGUGUAGUUUUGUUGUUUGAGCUUGUAUUUUCGGAGACAAGGGGAGACUACUUCGUUGCUGAGCAAUCCUCCCUGUUAUUGAUCUUAAAUGAGUUUUAUAUUAAACUUAAAUGAGUAUACGUCUAAAAGGAAUUAACAUACCC